Peronospora belbahrii is the source of this 417-nucleotide messenger RNA. The record is from the annotation of a GenBank genome assembly. Lineage: Eukaryota; Oomycota; Peronosporomycetes; Peronosporales; Peronosporaceae.
AUGUCACCCGUGGUGCUAGCGCAACGCCGUUUUCAGACCGACGAGGAGUAUGUCGAAGAGCAGCUGUUGGUGGAUCUAGAGUCAGAACUUCGUCAUGUACAAGCAUUGAAGCUGCAAAACCAGCAACGUGUUGAACAACUGUUACAAGAGCGCAAGUACUUGGAGCAGCAACAGCGACGUUUUCAGCGUCAGCAAGACCGACAAGACACCGGCACUGCUACUGCACGAAUGCUUCAAAUGCAGGAAAAAGAGCGAGAGAGAUUUGCAGCGGCGCAGGCAAAGUACGAGCGUGAGGAAAAGGAAGCCAAGGAUGAGGUCGAAAGGACUCGGCGCUGUCGAGAGCACACCAUUGAGACGCAAGAUGAAGAUCUGGACGACCUCGAAGUGUUUCUGGCUCAGGAUGCAGCCAAUUUUUGA